This is a messenger RNA of Rotaria sp. Silwood2, 366 nucleotides long. Lineage: Eukaryota; Metazoa; Rotifera; Eurotatoria; Philodinida; Philodinidae. The record is from the annotation of a GenBank genome assembly.
AUGUUUCUCAUACUGAUUGUCGUUGUUAUCGUUUUACUGGUGGUUUAUGCAAAAUUGAAAUUUUUUACUCUUCGUGGACCUCUGCCUGGUUUACCACCUCAGUUUCUCUUUGGAAAUUUGAUUCAAUCAGGUCUACUACUGGGCGGUGCAUCUCUUCCUCAAGUUUAUUUAGCGUUUCAUGCUCGUUUUGGUGACAUAUUUCAAUUUUGGCUUGGUCCUACCCGUGUUAUUAUCGUCAGUGGUAUUGGCGAUGUGCAACAUAUAUUUAGCAAUCGAAAAAUCUACGAUCAAGGGGAUAUGGCUAUUCAGCAAAUGAGUCUUCUUCUACCUGAUGCAUUAAUUUGUACAAAAGGUCAGUUUUAUUGA